GCAGACGUGCGCGUCUCGCGGAGCGCCUCAGUCGCGGGAACCGAGAGCGACCAAUCAGGUGCUCCUCAGGCUGCACCAGCUGCUCGUUAGUCUUCAUUUACCUGUCAAUCUGAGAACAUCUAGAGAUCCUCAUGCGGUCAUGAGAUUCACGCACGACAGGUGAAGUAAGUUCGUCGUCCAGGGAGUAUUCGGGACUUUCCGGGAGUACUCGGACAAAAACGAUAUCGUUCCCCGAGUCCCGUUUCACUUUUCGCUAUCGACUUCGUUCGCACGUGCAAAGAACACCCGAGUCGCGAGAUCAUGUCGCGGAAAAAGGCGCUCAAGGGCGCUAAGGGGGCAUCAAAGAGCCCCAAGGCGUCGCCCUGCAAAGACGGCGUAGGGAAAAGUGGCAAGUGUGCCGUCGCCGUGUCCGGCGGCGCGGUGCACCCCAGCGCGCCGUCCAUCAGCACCAGCGGGGGGUUCUACGACGUCGCCUUCAAGGUGAUGCUGGUGGGAGACUCCGGCGUGGGGAAGACUUGUCUGCUGGUGCGCUUCAAAGACGGAGCCUUCCUCGCAGGCAGCUUCAUCUCCACUGUGGGGAUCGACUUCCGGAAUAAAGUCCUGAAUAUCGACACGAUCAAAGUCAAGCUCCAGAUUUGGGACACAGCUGGACAGGAGCGAUUCCGCAGCGUCACACACGCUUACUACCGCGACGCCCACGCCCUCCUCCUCCUCUAUGACGUCACCAACAAGGGCUCCUUUGACAACAUCAGGGCGUGCCCCUCCAACACCUAG
This is a messenger RNA of Gadus macrocephalus (Pacific cod), 774 nucleotides long. Its product is annotated as ras-related protein Rab-26-like. Gene Ontology annotation, cellular component: Golgi apparatus; endosome. Lineage: Eukaryota; Metazoa; Chordata; Actinopteri; Gadiformes; Gadidae. The coding region runs from base 301 to 774 and encodes 157 amino acids. Gene Ontology annotation, molecular function: GTPase activity; GTP binding. The transcript has 7 exons. The record is from RefSeq and is a predicted model, not a curated record.